Cotesia congregata is the source of this 1416-nucleotide messenger RNA. The record is from the annotation of a GenBank genome assembly. Lineage: Eukaryota; Metazoa; Arthropoda; Insecta; Hymenoptera; Braconidae.
AUGGUGUUUUACUGUUCUCAAUGUACUUAUUCUAGUGCAGAAAUCAAACGGUAUAUUAAGCAUUUAAAAACUCAUCCCAUUUUAACGGGACAAUUUAUUUGUGGAUAUAAUCAUUGCGGUGCAACAUUUAGAUUUGAAAACUCUCUUAGAAGUCAUAUUAAUCGAUCUCAUAAUUUUACACGUGAAGAAGCAGGUAGUUUAGAGUCAAAUAAUAAGCAAAAACUUGAGCUCCUAGAAUUGAAAUGUAAUGUUCUUUAUUGCACACAGAAAUUUGAUGAUAUUAAAAAAUUUAAAACACACUUAAAUAAUCAUAUUAAAGACGGUGUAGCUGUUCAAUGUUAUUUUCCGGAAUGUAAUAAAACUUACAGAAAAGUCAACUCAUUGUCAUCUCAUAUAUCUAUAAACCAUAUCGAGAAAGAACUUUGUUCGGAGCUUUGUAACGAGUACGAAAAAGCCUUUGUUUAUUUAUUUAAUGGAAAAAUAGUAAGUCAAGGCCCAGAUGUACUCAGGACAGCGAUUUAUGAUAGUAUCAACUAUCAAAAAUCGCGUGUAAAAAAAAGAGCUAGAGCAAAUAGAGAAGAUCAUGAUGAUACUCUGCGGAACCGACAAGGAAAAAAAAAUGCAAACAAGAUGAGUACGGAUGCGAAGAAAAUAAACAGCUUGAGAAGUAUAAAUGAAACGUUCAUUGACUGGCCUUAUCUCCGUGAGUAUAAAAUAUUUCUUGCUCACGCUUCUGAGCUUCUCGGUAAAAAUGUUGAAGUUCUAUGGAAAGCAACCAUCCAGGCUGUGACGAAACCGAUAACCGAGUAUUUUAAAGUACAUGAAGUGAUGAAUGAACACUCCAAAAGAAAAGCGAAGAAAUCAGGGACGUUACAAAUAGAAGUUUUAGAAAAAGCUCCUGAAGAAAGCACUCGGUAUAUCCGCGAUGCAAUUAAAAAUGCCAAGAACCAUGCCCAAUUUAUUAAAAAUGAUAUUCCACUUACAGACAUCAUUUUCUCAUUUAUCGUAAGGUACAUGAAAGAAAAUCAGGAUCAUCUGUAUCUGUUUGUCGAUGAAGAAUUAUCCGAUGAUGAGAUCUGCAAAAAAGCUCCAUUAGUCACCCCGAUUCUCAUUAUUCGAGGAAAUAAUUUACACGAUUCAGCCAAUAAAUACGAUGUUAUAAUCGAAAAACAAAAAUCCGUUUCCGUGGAGUCAUUUCAAAAUGGAAUUUUAGUUACUUUUCUAAUGUAUUAUGUAUUUGCUUUAGAAUAUCCUAAAAGUAUCGAAGGAACAUUGGAAACAAUUCAAAGAUUGUUCCUUGAAAUCUGCCCCCAAGAAGGGACGAAGCGCGCCAGCAAAACCAAAAAAGCGACUGCCAUACAUCCAAAAGUGUUAUCUUUAACUGACAACAUUGGAAUAUACACGGAUUCAGAUUAA